This is a messenger RNA of Olea europaea var. sylvestris, 647 nucleotides long. Its product is annotated as copper transport protein ATX1-like. The transcript is spliced from 3 exons. The record is from RefSeq and is a predicted model, not a curated record. Gene Ontology annotation, molecular function: metal ion binding. The coding region runs from base 141 to 494 and encodes 117 amino acids. NCBI's taxonomy places the organism in Eukaryota, Viridiplantae, Streptophyta, Magnoliopsida, Lamiales, Oleaceae.
CAAAAACCAUUCCCUUCUAUAAGUAUCGCUCUCAAAAAUCCAGAUAUCAUCUAGCAUCAAUACAUUUUCACUCUAUUCUGCGUGCUCACAGAAAAAAUCUUCAAACUUUUCUUUUGUUUUCAGUUGUCUAAAUAAUCAGCAUGUCUCAGACUGUUGUCUUGAAAGUCGGCAUGUCAUGCCAAGGUUGCGUUGGAGCCGUGAAAAGGGUUCUAGGAAAAAUGGAAGGUGUUGAAUCUUUUGACAUUGAUAUCGAGCAGCAAAAAGUUACCGUGAAGGGCAAUGUCCAGCCAGAAGCUGUUCUGCAGACCGUUUCUAAAACCGGGAAGGCAUCUUCUUACUGGGAAGCAGCAGAAGCACCAGCUGCACCAGAAUCAAAGACGGCUGAAACACCAGCUGCACUAGAAACGAAGCCUGCUGAAGCUCCAGAAUCAAAGACUGAAGAAGCACCAGCUGAGCCAGAAUCGAAGCCUACAGAAGCUGUUGCUGUUGCUUAAUAUGAUUGUUUAGUCUCUGGGAAUGGAAUGUGUGGGCUUUAGAUUCUCCAUUGCUCAAAUCAAAUUGUGGUCUGGAGUAUUUGCAAGUUUGUAUGCUAAACAUAUCCUAUAAAAUAAACUUCUUAGAAGCUCUUUUAUGUUAUUGAUAUUAUA